CUGGUAUGAAGAAAUGAUUAAUGGCAGAAAUAAAUUGACUGUGGCUGGUAUGUCUUGGAGUGCUGUUGAACAAAAAAUUUGCAUUAUUCAUGACGAUGGUACAGUAAUUGUUGGUUGUGGUGGAGGAAACCAAAUUUCGGGAAAGGAAUUAAAACAUGUUCAGUAAUCUGAUGUUCAAUGGUCUUUAGGUGAAAAAUUAUUGUUGUUUAACUUAAAGAAUGAACAAGUUUAUUUCUAUAAUAUCCAGGCAAAUAUUUUAUUAUUAUUAUAACUCUGAAGCAAUGUUUUAAAGUUUGUCGCACAUUUGAAGCUAAAUCGCUUCCAUCAGCUUCAAUGUACAUUUUUCAGCUUCAUGAACGUUUUGAAGUACGUUGCAAUUCUAGCUUGCCUAACAGCAUCAUUGCGCACAGCCUGGUAUGAAGAAAUGAUAAAUGGCAGAAAUAAAUUGACUGUGGCUGGUAUUUCUUGGAGUGCUGAUGAACAAAAAAUUUGCAUUAUUCAUGACGAUGGUACCGUAAUUGUUGGUUGUGGUGGAGGAAACGGAAUUUGGGGAAAGGAAUUAAAACAUGUUCAGUUAUCUGAUGUUCAAUGGUCUUCAGGCAAAUAUUUCAUUAUUAUUAUAACUCUGAAGCAAUCUUCCAAAGUUUAUCACAUAUUUGAAGCUAAAUCGCUUCCAUCAGCUUCAAUGUAG
Messenger RNA from Brassicogethes aeneus, 691 nucleotides. NCBI's taxonomy places the organism in Eukaryota, Metazoa, Arthropoda, Insecta, Coleoptera, Nitidulidae. The record is from the annotation of a GenBank genome assembly.